Messenger RNA from Lolium rigidum, 2424 nucleotides. Its product is annotated as homeobox-leucine zipper protein ROC9. NCBI's taxonomy places the organism in Eukaryota, Viridiplantae, Streptophyta, Magnoliopsida, Poales, Poaceae. Bases 1 to 2286 code for a protein of 761 amino acids. Gene Ontology annotation, molecular function: DNA-binding transcription factor activity, RNA polymerase II-specific; lipid binding; DNA binding. Gene Ontology annotation, biological process: regulation of DNA-templated transcription. The transcript has 10 exons. The record is from RefSeq and is a predicted model, not a curated record.
AUGGGGAGCAGCCGGCCGCGCACCAAGGACUUCUUCGCAGCUCCGACGCUCUCCCUCUCGCUCGCAGGUGCGUUUGGCAGGAAUGUUCCGGCGGCGACGAGCGGCGAAGAAGUGGAAGAAGGCGACGAGGGGGACGGCGGGAUCAGAGAUGAGCAUCUGGGUAAGGAGGUGGAGAUCAGUAGCGAGAACACGGGGCAGGGAAGCCAGUCAGGUGACGGGGAAGAAGAAGAUCAUUACGAUGGGGGUAAUAGGAAGAAGAGGAGCAGGAAGAGCUACCACAGGCACACCGCUGAGCAAGUUAGGAUCAUGGAAGGGGUAUUCAAAGAGUCGCCACAUCCAGAUGAAAAGCAGCGGCAGCAACUGAGCAAGCAGCUAGGACUGUCUCCACGGCAAGUCAAGUUCUGGUUUCAGAACCGACGAACUCAGAUCAAGGCGAUUCAGGAGCGGCACGAGAACUCGCUGCUCAAGUCGGAGCUGGAGAAUCUCCACAAGGAGAUCCGCGCCGUGAGAGAGCAGAACAAGAGACCACUACACUGUGCCAACUGCGGCGUCGCAGCAGGCUCGGGCGGUGACUUCGACGCUGCCGCGUCCAACAAAGAGCAGCAGCUGCAGCUAGAGAACGCCAGGCUCAGAGCAGAGGUAGAGAAGCUACGAGGGAAGCAAGAAAAAGCCGCGGCCGACGGAGCCAUCUCCCCGGCCUCGCCGCCGUUCUGCACCGGCACCAUCCAGACGAAGGACAACCGGAGUCCGCUGGAAGUUUACGGCGGCGGACUCACGGGCCGUGACAAGCAGAGCAUCUUGGAGCUGGUUGGCCGCGCGCUGGAGGAGCUGAAGACGAUGUCUUCCUCCGGUGAGCCUCUGUGGGUGCGGAGCGUGGAGACCGGCCGGGACAUUCUGAACUACGACGAGUACGUGCGCUUGUUCCGGCGUGAUGAUGACGAUGCCGGCGAUCUGGAUCAGCGGGGCGCGUGGUCGGUCGAGGCGUCGAGGGAAAGCGGGGUUGUUUACCUUGACACGACGCAGCUCGUGCAUGCUUUCAUGGAUGCGAACCAAUGGAAAGAGCUAUUCCCUUCCAUGAUCGCAAAGGCGUCGACGCUCGAUGUGAUCCGUUCAGGCGAGGACAACGACCAAGACGGCGUCGUUCAACUGAUGCUUGCAGAGGUUCAGACACUGACACCGAUGGUACCCACAAGGGAGCUCUGCUUCGCCCGCUACUGCAAGAAGCUGGCCCCGGAGAAAUGGGCCAUCGUGGACGCGUCCUUUGGCAAGGCCGGAGGCGGCGCCGACGCGUCCUCGCCGGUGAUCACGUCCUGGAAGAACGCCUCGGGAUGCAUCAUCGAGGAGCAGACAAACGGUCAUUCCAGGGUGACCUGGGUUGAGCACGCCAAACACCGUGAGCCCGCCGUGGUUCCGUCGACGUACAGGGCGGUCACCGCGAGCGGCCUGGCGUUCGGCGCGAGGCGCUGGCUGGCGGCGCUCCGGCUCCAGUGCGAGAGGAUGGUCUUCUCGGUGGCGACUAACGUCCCGACGAGGGACUCCAACGGGGUCUCCACGCUCGCGGGCAGGAGGAGCGUCCUGAAGCUGGCGCACCGGAUGACGUUGAGCCUCUGCCGCGUCAUCGGCGGGUCGCGUGACCUGGCGUGGAGCAGGGCGCCGAGAGCCGGCGCCGGCGACGUCUGGCUGACGUCUCGGAGGAACGCCGGCGACCCCGGCGAGCCGCAGGGGCUGAUCGCCGUUGCCGUGCUGUCCACGUGGCUCCCGGUCAGCCCCAAGGCUCUCCUGGAUUUCCUGAAGGACGAAUCGCGUCGACCAGAGUGGGAUGUCACGCUGCACGGACGUGCUGUUCAGAGUCGCGUGAGCGUGGCGAAGGGGAAGGACCGUGGCAACUGCGUCACCGCCUACGCUCCCACAUCGGCAGAAGAACAGAGCGGCGGCGCGUGGAUCGUCCAGGACGUGUGCACCAACUCGUGCGAGUCGAUCGUCGCGUACGCGCCGGUCGACGCCGCCGUCCUGCAGCCGGUCAUCGGCGGGCACGACUCGAGCGGCGUCGCCGUCCUGCCGUGCGGUGUCGGGAUCAUGCCGGACGGGCUGGAGUUCAGGCCCGCGGUGAUCACCUCCAGGAAGGAAGACGGCGUGGCCGGAGCUGCGGGGUCCCUCGUCACUGUUGCGUGCCAGGUCCUCGCCAGCUCGUCGCCGAUGGCCGCGCUUUCGCCGGAGUCGGCGGAGACCGUGACGAGUCUGGUGUCCUGCACGCUGCGCGACAUCAGGAAAUCCUUGGGGUGCUAAGACCGCUGACAGCACUCAGAGCCUUGAGUAAAGCUAAAAAAUGGUGUACAGUACAUCUUUGCUUAGCUACAUGGACGUGUUGGUUGAUAAAAUUGGAGUUUGUAGAACCGUAAAUGAAAGUUCAGUCAUAGUUAAGAA